AUGUUAAACUAUUUAGAUAUUGGUGGUGAUAAAUCAGCUAAAGAAUUGGAUUCUUUUGAAUCAGAUCCAUCUGGAACAGAUUCAUCUUCAGAAUUAUCACUGUCGUCGUCUUCAUCGGAAUCGGAAUCGGAAUCGGAAUAUGAGUCUUUUCGAAAAGCCAAACAUCGUCGGAUGGAUGAUAAUUUAGAAGUAGACGAAAAGGCGGACAUAGUAGCAUUGUUGUCGAGCAGCAUCCGUGAUUUCUUAGUUGACAAAAACGGUGAUCGAGUUAAGAUAAGCAGUCUUCCCCUCUCCGGUAAAUACAUCAUGAUCUGUCGCUUUGACCUUCCUCUUGAAUCUUUCACUAUACAAGGUAAUAUAUACUGGGCUCUUAAACAUGCUUCUUCUAAGUGGUCUAAUUUUCAGUUGGUUGUUGUUGCUAAGAUGAGUCCCGGGUCCGAACACGAUUCCGAGCUUUUCUAUUCCUUUCUAUCUUCCUUGCCCUCUUGUCUCGCUGUCCCUUUGGAUGAUUCUGAUUUUGAAUUUUCAAGUGACUCUCUUAUUUUAGAUCCCAGUGGAGUCGUUUUGCAACAAUCUUCCUGUAGAUUCCUCAUACGUCAUGGAAUUAAAUCUUUACCCUUCACUGAAAACUGGAUAUUAACCCUUGAUAAUUAUCUUUUCAAUAAGUCUCGUGCUAGACCUUUGCCUCUUGAGGAUCUCUUAAGCCUUAAACUCUCUGAUGGCCUCUCUAACAUUGCCGCCACCGACACCAUUUCUGUUUCCAAACUCACCGAUAAGCUUGUGGGGUUAUACCUCUACCUCAACGGCCAGUUGUUAGACACCGUGAAUCGGGUGUAUCAAGAGAGUCGCUCCAAGAACCGCGAAUUGGAGAUUGUGUUAGUCUACGUCUCCUUGUCGGAUGAUCCGCAACAUUACAUGGACUCUGUUGAUGCUGUGUUGAAGGGUAGAGGGAUAUCAUCUUGGUGGAAAUCGCCGUUGAAUGACUCUACAUUCCGGAAGUUGUGGCUUAUUUGCGACGAAUCUGAGAGGGAUGAGCUCAUCAUUGUCGGACCUCAAGGUCGUUUUGUGGAGCUCAAGGGAGCUGAUGCUAUUACAUUGGAGACUGUCCAUGAUUUGUAUCCCUACUCUGCUGAAGCCCUCGCCCACCAGGAGACUACCAGGCUUAUUAAAUUGAGUUUGGAGUCAUUGCUGUUUCCGAGUAUAAACUACUACCUUGUUACCCAACAAGGUCAUCAUGUGCAUCUCAGAGACCUUCAAGGGAAAAAAGUCCUGCUUUUCAUUGCCAACUUUGAUCCCGAGGAGUCUGAAUUCAAAGUUAUAAUCAAGGGGAUGAACGAAUGGUGUGCUGAAUAUAAACAACACUACAUGAAUUCCUCCUCCAAUACAGUUCUGGUGUUCGCACCUGUCUUCUCAGGUGACUUGAAGUUUACUAAAGAGGAAUCGGAUCCUAGAAUGUCGUUUCUUUGGGACUCCACAAUGCAAUGGCUCAUAUGCCCCCCUGAUCCUCAUCGCCAACUUCAAAUAUAUAAUCACGUAAUUCCCAAGGGUGUAGUCGGCCAUGAUUUGUCAUACAUUGUAUUCGGAGAGGAUGGAGGAAUUGUUUCAGCAGAUCGACCUAAAUUGUCUAACUUUUUUCUUCCUGGUCAGUUGUACCAUGAUAUUCUUCUUUAUUACAUUGACCUCUUCAACGAUGGUAUAUAA
Molecule: messenger RNA, 1701 nt
Organism: Chenopodium quinoa (quinoa)
Lineage: Eukaryota; Viridiplantae; Streptophyta; Magnoliopsida; Caryophyllales; Amaranthaceae
Exons: 1
Coding region: 1-1701 (566 amino acids)
Source: RefSeq, a predicted model, not a curated record